GAGGGGGGUGAGGCAGGGCCGCCCGUGCGGCCUCCAGCGAUGGUGAUCUGUUGCGCGGCACUGAAUUGCUCCAACCGGCAGGGCAAAGAUCCCCGGGGCCGAGCGGCCGUCUCUUUCCACAGGUUUCCAUUAAAGGAUUCAAAGCGACUAAUCCAGUGGUUGAAAGCAGUACAACGGGACAAUUGGAUUCCCACCAAAUAUUCCUUUCUGUGCAGUGAACACUUCACUAAAGACAGCUUUUCAAAACGGCUGGAAGACCAACAUCGGUUGCUCAAACCCACAGCCAUCCCAACUAUAUUCCAAAUUUCUGAGACAAGGGGCAACAGCAGGGAUUAUGCCAAAAGAAAGAGAAAAAUAAUAACCCAGACUCUACAAAGAAAUGGCAAUCAAUCAAAUGAAGGAAGUGGGGAGGUAGUUGAGGGAAUCCUAUCAUCUGGCCAAGACUUGUUAGUGGAAGGAACUAAUGAAAUGGAGCACAUGACUCUUCAAGCUGAAAUUGGGUCAAUGUCUGAGCAAGGGGAGAGUUUCCAGGUCCAACUUGAAGGCUCUCUCAGAAGGAUGUUAGCAGAUAACUUAGUUACAAAAGUUACUCAGAAUAAGCCAGAAAAGUGUUCUGUUGAGGACCAUUCUGAAAUGGUUAUCCAUCCAGGAAGUUUCAAAAUUGAUAAAAAUGGUAUAUCAGAGGAUGACUUCACACCUCCAGUGUCAGGUGCAUGUAAAUUUAUUGGAUCCCUUCAUUCUUACAGCUUUUUCUCCAAACACACUAGAGAGAAAUCGUCAUUUCCAAAGGAACAACUAGAAAGAAAAAGGUUAAGGAGAAGUGCGGAACCAAGCUGUAGUAACAACCUUGUGGAGCAGGACACUAGGUUUAGAGAAACGUCCUCUACUUCUUCUCUUACUGCUAUCCCCCAGAAAUCUUCCCAAAGCAUGUCUGCAUCCCCUGCAGAUCUGACCCCUAAACCAGCCACAGAAGCUGUAGUAGGUCAGAAGGGAGAGACUGAUGCCAACCCCAUGUCAAUCAAUGAGGUCAUUAUGUCUGCUUCAGGAGCGUGCAAGCUCAUUGAUUCCCUUCAUUCAUACUGUUUCUCCUCUAGGCAAAGUAAAAGUCAAGUGUGUUGUUUGAGAGAACAAGUAGAGAAGAAGAAUGGAGAACUGAAGCAGCUGAGACAAAAGAUCAGCCGCUCUGACAGCCAGGUUAGAAAAUUGAAGGAAAAGCUGGAUGAGCUGAAGAGGAUAAAUUUCCCAUUCUUGAGCAACCUGUUGUCCCAGGACUGUGAAACUGUGCAGUUGAAUCCUGUGAUUGAACCGCUCUCCUGGAUGCUGGGCACUUGGCUGUCAGACCCACCAGGCGAUGGUACCUUCCCUUCAAUGAAGCCCUUUCAAUACCUUGAAGAAGUACACAUCUCUCACGUUGGUCAACCCAUGCUGAAUUUCUCUUUCAAUGCCUUCCAUCCAGACACCAAGAAACCAAUGCAUCGAGAAUGUGGAUUUAUCCGCAUCCAACCCGACACUAACAAGGUGGCCUUCAUUAGUGCUCAGAACACAGGUUUGGUAGAGGUAGAAGAGGGAGAGGUAAAUGGGCAAGAGCUUUCUAUAGCUUCCCACUCAGUAGCAAGGAUCUCUUUUGCCAAGAAACCCCACGUAGAGCAAACGAUCAUGGAGGCAAAAGGUGCAAGCAAAAGAGUCUGUGUGGAUCUGAACAACAUGGGAAAAAGAAAGAAAUGGCAUGGCAUCAGUCCGGGAUCUCUCUUCUCAUCAAAGUCUGCCAAAGAACCAAAGAUAGAAGACCAUUUUAUACAAAAGGAAUCUAUUACUAGAAAAUUCAGGCUCAAUUCUGAGGGAAAACUAGAACAGACAGUCUCCAUGUCAACUACUACACAACCAAUGACUCAGCACCUUCACAUUACAUACAAGAAAGUGAUUCCUUAAAAAGGAGGAUUUGUUUUACCGACAUAUGGUGGCCAAGAAAAAAACAUUGCAUGGAGAGAACAGAAGUAGCUUGGAAGCAAAAUAUAAUGACUUUGCAUCUUCACAACCCAAUUCAUAAUCAAGAGUAGAAACUGCAGUUGCUGAAGGAUUUUAUUCUGAAGUUUCUGUAAUGGUAGUCUUAUAAAACCAAACAAAUCUAAAGCCAAUAAAAAAGCGUUUAUUUUUAAAGAUAUGACUUGGAGUGGCGUUCUGUUGUUUUAGAAAUACUUCCAAAGGCAUGUAUUAAAGCUUCAAAAAUGUAUUCUUUACGAAAAAAUGAAAAUUAAAGAGAUUUCAGUCUUGGA
Molecule: messenger RNA, 2273 nt
Organism: Python bivittatus (Burmese python)
Lineage: Eukaryota; Metazoa; Chordata; Lepidosauria; Squamata; Pythonidae
Gene: THAP4
Product: THAP domain containing 4
Source: RefSeq, a predicted model, not a curated record